Balaenoptera ricei (Rice's whale) is the source of this 2802-nucleotide messenger RNA. RefSeq names its product NIMA related kinase 4 (gene NEK4). Gene Ontology annotation, biological process: protein phosphorylation. The record is from RefSeq and is a predicted model, not a curated record. Lineage: Eukaryota; Metazoa; Chordata; Mammalia; Artiodactyla; Balaenopteridae. Bases 198 to 2408 code for a protein of 736 amino acids. The transcript is spliced from 14 exons. Gene Ontology annotation, molecular function: ATP binding; protein kinase activity.
GCGCAGGGCAGCGCCUGCGGGGAUCGCUAUGGCAGCGGCGUCGCGGUGGGUCGAGCCUCUGCGCUGGCACCCUGGCAGGGCCGCCUCAGACGCCGCCGGCACCACUUCCUCUGUGGAAUGAGCGGGGCCUCCUGCCGCCGCUCGCCGCGCCCCCCGCCGCUGCCGCCGCAUCCCGACUGUGGGCCCGCUCCGGGAACAUGCCCCUGACCGCCUACUGCUACCUGCGUGUCGUGGGCAGGGGCAGCUACGGGGAGGUGACGCUCGUGAGGCACCGACGGGACGGCAGGCAGUAUGUCAUCAAAAAGCUGAACCUCCGAAAUGCCUCCAGCCGAGAGCGGCGAGCUGCUGAACAGGAAGCUCAGCUCUUGUCUCAGUUGAAGCAUCCCAAUAUUGUCACCUACAAGGAGUCGUGGGAGGGAGGGGAUGGUCUGCUGUACAUCGUCAUGGGCUUCUGCGAAGGAGGUGAUCUGUACCGAAAGCUCAAAGAGCAGAAAGGGAGGCUUCUGUCCGAGAGUCAGGUGGUGGAGUGGUUUGUUCAGAUCGCUAUGGCUCUGCAGUAUUUACAUGAAAAACACAUCCUUCACCGAGAUUUAAAAACUCAAAAUGUCUUCCUAACAAGAACAAACAUCAUCAAAGUGGGUGACCUAGGAAUUGCCCGAGUGCUUGAGAACCACUGUGACAUGGCUAGCACCCUCAUUGGCACACCCUACUACAUGAGCCCUGAAUUGUUCUCAAACAAACCCUACAACUAUAAGUCUGAUGUUUGGGCUCUGGGAUGCUGUGUUUAUGAAAUGGCCACCCUGAAGCAUGCUUUCAAUGCAAAAGACAUGAAUUCUUUAGUUUAUCGGAUUAUUGAAGGAAAGCUGCCACCAAUGCCGAAAGAUUACAGCCCAGAGCUGGCAGAAAUAAUAAGAACCAUGCUGAGCAAAAGGCCUGAAGAAAGACCUUCUGUGAGGAGCAUCCUAAGGCAGCCUUACAUAAAGCGCCAAAUAUCCUUGUUUUUGGAGGCCACGAAGGCAAAAACCUCCAAAAAUAAUAUUAAAAAUGGUGACUCUAAAUCCAAGCCUGUGGCUACAGUGGUUUCUGGAAAGGCUGAAUUAAGUCAUGAAGCCGUUCCCCCUCAACCACACUCUUCCGAGGGCUCCAAGACAUAUGUAAUGGGUGAAGACAAAUAUUUGUCCCAGGAGAAACCCAUAGUCAUUGGCCCCUUGAAGACACCCGCAAGUCUGAAAGGCCACACCUACAAACCAGACGUAAGCAAUACCGCAGAAUCGCUAGCCACGAUCAGUAGGGUGAAUAUUGACAUCUUACCUGCAGAAAGGAGGAACUCAGUGAACAACAGCUUAGUUCAAGAGAAUCAACGAAGACAUUUAGAUGCCUCUAAUGAGCUAGAAGGUAAAUGCAUUAUUUCUCAAGUGAAAGAGAGGCUGCAGGAUAACACUAAAUCCAGUGCUCAACCUGGAAACCGAAUUCCCCCAUGGUCCAUUGACUAUGUCACUGGAGAAAGGAAUGACCCAGUGAAGCCUCUGCAGCCCCUAAACAAAGACCAAAAUUUAUCAAAGGACCAGUUCCAAGAGACUCCUCCUCGUCUUUUGCCUUCUCUUUCUACUGUUGGAAAAGUGGAUGUCACAUCAACACAAAAAGAUGCUGAAAACCAAAGUAGAGUGGUCGCUGGGUCUGUGAGCAGUUCGAGGAACAGAGAGAUAUCAUCAUCAAAGGACCGACCAUUAUCAGCAAGAGAGAGGAGGCGACUAAAGCAGUCACAGGAAGAGAUCUCCCCCUCAGGCCCUUCAGUGAGGAGUCCAGCGGGGCCAGGGAAACCACAAGAGGAAGGCCACCCUACCCCUGCUCAAUGGUUGUCUUCUGACUACAGCGUUGCUCAGGAAAGGAAACUCACCCAUUGUCUCUCUGAGGAUGAGUUAAGUUCUUCUACAAGUUCAACUGAUAAAUCAAAUGGGAAUUCAAAGGAAGGGAAAGGUCAUACAAAUGAAAUGAGUGACUUGGUACAAUUGAUGACACAGACCCUGAAGUUGGACUCUAAAGAGAGCUAUGAAGAUCUCCCGGUACCAGAGCCAGUGUCAGAAUUUAAACUUCAUCGGAAGUAUCGGGACACGCUGAUACUUCAUGGGAAAGUUGCAGAGGGGGCCGAGGAACUCCAUUUUAAAGAGCUACCUUCAGGUGCUAUCGUGCCAGGUUCUGAAAAAAUCAGAAGAAUAGUUGAAGUCUUGAGAGCUGAUGUAAUUCGGGGCCUGGGGAUUCAGCUUUUAGAGCAGGUGUAUGAUAUUUUGGAAGAGGAGGAUGAAUUGGAGAGAGAGGUACUUUUGCGGGAGCACAUGGGUGAAAAAUAUGUGACUUACAAUGUGAAAGCUCGCCAGUUAAAAUUUUUUGAAGAUAAUGUAAAAUUUUGAUAAUUUACCUAAUCUGCUGCCAGAAUGAAACCAUUUUCAAAGGUUUUUGGCUUAAACAAAAACAAAUAAACCUAUAAUAAUGACUGGAGGCCAUUCACCAUCCUUAUAUUUUGUUGGGCCUUUUUUUACUAGAAAAAAAUUGGACAGAGUAAUAUGAAGCAAGCUUAUUACAAAAGAAAAAAACCUUUGGCUAUCUUAUUCUCUUUAUGAGGGAAAAUCUGUUGUACGAUGUUUAUUUGGUUACUGUUUACUGAGCCUUAAACCAACUUGAUAUCUAGAACUAUUUUUUUUUAAGGUACUUAUUAGCUUGAAUACAGGGAUAUAACAUACUGGAUUGGAAGUUUUAUAUUAUACUAUAGUGACUAAAGCAAUAGGAGAAAUAAAUGACAUAUAU